AUGGCGGCGCCCAUAUUGCGGUACAUUUUCCGGAGCCAGUGGCUUGGUACCCAAGGCCUGUCAGGAGUCUUGUCCUUGGGGCUGCGUGAGGCCCACUCGGCCGCUCAGGGGUUGCUGGCGGUGCAGAAGGCUCGGGGUCUGUUCAAGGAAUUCUUCCCCGAGAGGGGUACAAAGACAGAGCUCCCAGAGCUCUUCGACCGCGGCACCGGGGGGAAAUUUCCCCAGACCAUCUACUGCGGCUUCGACCCCACGGCCGACUCGCUUCAUGUCGGGCAUCUGCUGGCGCUUUUGGGCCUUUUUCAUUUCCAGAGAGCGGGCCACAACGUGAUCGCGCUGGUGGGAGGCGCCACGGCGCGCCUGGGAGACCCAAGCGGUCGUACCAAGGAGCGCGAGGCGCUGGAUGCGGAGCGCGUGCAAAGCAACGCGCGUGCCCUGAGCCAAGGGCUAAAGGCCCUGGCGACUAAUCACCAGCAGCUCUUUGCAAAUGAGCGGACCUGGGGCAGCUUCACCGUGCUGGACAAUUCGGCGUGGUACCAGAAGCAGGACCUGGUGGACUUCCUAGCGGCAGUGGGUGGCCACUUCCGCAUGGGAACGCUGCUGAGCAGGCUGAGUGUGCAGACUCGGCUCAGGAGCCCCGAAGGCAUGAGUUUAGCCGAGUUCUUAUACCAGGUGCUCCAGGCCUAUGAUUUCUACUACCUGUUCCAGCAUUACGGAUGCCGGGUCCAGCUGGGUGGAUCAGAUCAGCUGGGCAAUAUCAUGUCUGGAUACGAGUUCAUCCACAAGUUGACUGGAGAAGAUGUGUUUGGAAUCUCUGUUCCUCUAAUUACAAAUACAACUGGAGCGAAACUAGGCAAGUCUGCUGGCAAUGCUGUUUGGCUAAACAGAGAUAAGACAUCUCCAUUUGAAUUGUAUCAGUUUUUUCUCAGGCAACAAGAUGAUUUGGUAGAAAGAUACCUGAAGCUCUUCACUUUUCUGCCUCUUCCAGAGAUUGACCACAUCAUGCAGCUGCAUGUCACAGAGCCAGAAAAGCGGGGUCCUCAGAAGCGACUUGCUGCGGAAGUAACAAAGCUUGUUCAUGGACAAGAAGGGCUGGCCUCUGCUAAAAGGUGUACACAAGCCCUUUAUCACAGCAGCAUAGAUGCGCUGGAAGUCAUGUCUGAUCAAGAGUUAAAAGAACUGUUUAAAGAGGCUUCAUUUUCUGAAUUAGUUCUUGACCCUGGAACAAGCGUCCUAGAUACAUGCCGCAAAGCAAAUGCCAUUCCAGAUGGUCCCCGAGGGUAUCGGAUGAUUACAGAAGGUGGAGUCAGUAUAAAUCAUAAACAAGUAACAAAUCCUGAGAGUGUUUUAGUUGUUGGACAACAUAUUCUUAAAAAUGGACUUUCAUUACUUAAAAUAGGAAAAAGGAACUUCUACAUUAUAAAAUGGCUUCAGCUAUGA
Rangifer tarandus platyrhynchus (Svalbard reindeer) is the source of this 1437-nucleotide messenger RNA. The record is from the annotation of a GenBank genome assembly. Lineage: Eukaryota; Metazoa; Chordata; Mammalia; Artiodactyla; Cervidae.